This is a messenger RNA of Harpia harpyja (harpy eagle), 425 nucleotides long. Its product is annotated as cytochrome b-c1 complex subunit 8. Bases 54 to 302 code for a protein of 82 amino acids. Gene Ontology annotation, biological process: mitochondrial electron transport, ubiquinol to cytochrome c. Lineage: Eukaryota; Metazoa; Chordata; Aves; Accipitriformes; Accipitridae. The transcript is spliced from 2 exons. The record is from RefSeq and is a predicted model, not a curated record.
CUUCCGCUUCCGGGGGGGCGGGCGGCGGCAGCCAGGGUGAAGAAGGUGACACCAUGGGCCUUCACUUCGGGAACCUGGCGCGGGUUCGCCAUGUCAUCACCUACAGCCUCUCGCCCUUCGAGCAGCGCGCCUUCCCCAACGUCUUGUCCCACGGGCUGCCCAACAUCUGGCGGCGUUUCAGCUCCCAGGUCUUCAAGGUGGUGCCCCCCUUUCUGGGAGCCUAUCUUCUGUACUCCUGGGGAACGCAAGAGUUUGAGAGACUGAAGAGGAAGAACCCCGCUGACUAUGAAAACGACCAGUAAUCGAGUUAAUAAGGAGACCGUUACCUCGCUGUAUUAUCAACUCCGUGUUGCUAAGCUUGCUUGCGUGACUAGAGGGGUAUUGAGAGGGAGAUGAGUCUAAUAAACUUUAACUUUGCCCCAUGA